This is a messenger RNA of Lasiosphaeria miniovina, 1515 nucleotides long. RefSeq lists its product as uncharacterized. Gene Ontology annotation, biological process: response to endoplasmic reticulum stress. The record is from RefSeq and is a predicted model, not a curated record. Lineage: Eukaryota; Fungi; Ascomycota; Sordariomycetes; Sordariales; Lasiosphaeriaceae. Gene Ontology annotation, molecular function: protein-disulfide reductase activity. The transcript has 2 exons. The coding region runs from base 1 to 1515 and encodes 504 amino acids. Gene Ontology annotation, cellular component: endoplasmic reticulum lumen.
AUGCAUCACCCCACCAUCUGCGUCCUGGCAGUCAGCCUGCUGUCUGCGCUCCCCGGGGCCCAGGGGAUAUACACCAAGAAAUCUCCUGUUCUUCAGAUUGAUGCGAAGAACUACGAUAGACUGAUUGCUCAGAGCAAUUAUACUUCUAUCGUCGAGUUCUACGCCCCAUGGUGCGGCCACUGCAAGAAUCUCAAGCCAGCCUACGAAAAGGCAGCCAAAAACCUCGAAGGGCUCGCCAAGGUUGCGGCAGUGGACUGCGACGAUGAUGCGAACAAGCAGUUCUGCGGCUCGAUGGGCGUGCAGGGCUUUCCGACACUCAAGAUCGUCCGCCCAAAGAAGGGUGGUGGCCGGCCGGCGGUCGAGGAUUACCAGGGCCAGCGGACAGCGAGUGCCAUUGUUGAGGCGGUUGUGCAGCGCAUCAAUAACAAUGUUGUGAAGCUUGAGGACAAGAAUCUGGGCAAAUUCCUGAGUGACAAGAACGACACAGCCAAGGCUAUCCUGUUUACCGACAAGGGCACUACCUCGGCUUUGCUGAAGAGCAUCGCGAUCGACUUUGCAGAUGUCAUCACAAUCGGCCAAGUGCGGAACAAGGAGUCGAAGACAGUGGAGACGUUCGGGGUGGACAAGUUUCCAACCUUGGUGCUGCUCCCGGGAGGCGAUGCACCUGGCGUUGUCUAUGACGGCGAGAUCAAGAAGGAGACCAUGGUCAAGUUUCUCUCGCAGGCCGGAGAGCCGAACCCCGAUCCGGCGCCACCCAAGGCAAAGGGAGAGAAGAAGGAGAAGAAGUCAUCAAAGGCGCAAGCCAAGACGGCCUCGUCUGAGACAUCAUCUUCGGCAGCCGAGUCCCAGUCCGAGACUCCUACCCAACAAGCGCCAGUCAUUGUGGAGACUGCGCUGCCGAUUCCAGCCGUCAAUACCCCCGAGAAGCUGAUCAAAGAGUGCCUGACAGAGAAGUCCCACACCUGUGUGCUGGCAUUUGUCCCGUCGGGCGAGGACGAGAAUGCCAAGGAGGCACUCGCAAGUCUUUCCGAAUUGGCCUUUAAGCAUGCCCAGAGCAAGCGCCAUCUAUUCCCCUUUUUUGAGGUUCCCAAGAGCAAUGAACGCGCUGCGUCUCUUCGCAAGGCGCUGGACUUGAGCAAAGAUGUGGAGAUCAUCGCGAUCAACGCCCGCCGAGGAUGGUGGCGACACUACCAGGCGGCCGACUUUGGCCGCGUGAACGUUGAGAAUUGGAUUGACGCGAUCCGUCUCAGCGAGGGAGUUAAGAAGAAGCUACCUGAGGGUAUCGUUGCCAUCUCCGUCGAGGAGCAAACGCCGGAGCCAACACCGGAAGAAACACCAGAACCAACUCCCGAUGCCACAGAAUCCGUCAGCAGCGAAGAGGCAACGCCAGUCACUCCCGAGCCCAGCAUCGACGCUGCUAGCGACUCGUCCGAGUCCACGCCAACGCAAACUGUCGACCCCACUGUGGAGCCAGAGACUGCGGCAGAGACACCGAUCAAGCACGAAGAGUUGUGA